Messenger RNA from Aureobasidium pullulans EXF-150, 2838 nucleotides. RefSeq lists its product as uncharacterized. Lineage: Eukaryota; Fungi; Ascomycota; Dothideomycetes; Dothideales; Saccotheciaceae. Gene Ontology annotation, cellular component: nucleus. The transcript has 4 exons. Gene Ontology annotation, molecular function: zinc ion binding; DNA-binding transcription factor activity, RNA polymerase II-specific. The record is from RefSeq and is a predicted model, not a curated record. The coding region runs from base 1 to 2838 and encodes 945 amino acids. Gene Ontology annotation, biological process: aromatic amino acid catabolic process; positive regulation of transcription by RNA polymerase II.
AUGGAUCCGAUGGAUGGAGGUGACGGUGUCGACAACAAACAUAGUAGGACGUAUCAGGCAUGUAUACCAUGUCGGCGUCGCAAGGUCCGAUGCGAUCUUGGUCCAGUAGAUAACCCCCACGAUCCACCAUGCGUACGCUGUCGUCGCGAAGCAAAAGAAUGUUUCUUCUCGGCCACAAGGAGGAAGAAGAGAGCUGCCGAUUCUGGUACAACUGGCGAUGAAGUCGACCCGAAUGAUUAUGAGAUUAGAGGAGGACGUAAGAGGUUGAAGGAAGGUGUUGCUGAAUCGGUCGACUCGGAUACUCGCAGUGUGCAUUCGCCUGUACCUGUCGCUGCAGCGUAUAUACCCCGACCCUUGACGCCUGGAGGUUCUAUGGGCAGGCAACAGCCUUUACGCCGACCUCAUUCAACAUCACAGACGCCAUAUCCGCAUGAUGAAGCCGAUGAUCAUGUCAACAGCCAUACGGCAGCUCUUCUGCAAACCGCCGAACUGCACAACGGACAUGAUGCAUUGAACGUGCUGAUCGAAGCUGCCACAACCCACCACCGCACCGGAAGUGCCAGCGAUGUCAACAAGUAUGCUUCAUCACUACCUAGUCCUGCAGUUCUACCAGCCCCCAUGACUUCCAAACCACCGCCUCCCGAUUCCUCGAUCGAUCCUGCUAUUAUGCAGCAACCGCCUUCCACAGCUCGACCUUCUUCUUCAGCCGACUAUGCUUCAGCGUAUGCCGCCUGGGCACGCUUCCGGUUUGUUCGCAAUGGCUGGUUUACGACCAAGGAAGGAAUGGAGUACAUUGAGUACUUUUACACAUAUAUGUCUCCUCUGACACCGAUCGCUCUUCCGGAUUACCGUGGACCUGAUAAACAUGCCGCGCUGCUGGAGAAUGAACCCAUGCUUGCCGUCACCAUGCUCAUGAUUGCAUCGCGGUACAUGACAUUGUCUGGACCUGGUGCUCAAAGCCGUUCACACGCCAUCCAUUCCCGACUCUGGCCAUUCGUACAACGCAUGAUUGAUCGAAUUGUUUGGGGUCGCGAAUUAUCUGGAACCACACUCCAUCCUGAUGAGACUCAACCUGGUUGUGAUGUGAAUCCUUUGUCGAGAAAAGGUCUUCUUACUUUAGGUACAGUCGAAAGUCUGCUGCUAUUGACGGAGUGGCAUCCAAGGAUGAUGCACUUCCCUGCAGAUGAGGACGAUACCCAACUCAUGGCUCCUGUGGAUCCAAUGGCAUCAAUCAAUGAGAGCACAUCAAGCCCGGAUAAGGGACAAGGAGGUCAUGCAUUAACUUCAUGGCUCGAACCAGUCUUCAGAAGCGACCGCAUGUGUUGGGUGCUUCUGAACAUGGCAAUGACAAUAGCUUCUCAGAUCGGUGUUUUUGAUGCAGACUGCUCGAGACAUCUUCAAGCUGUAUCUCCAGUUGAACAGGAAAUCUAUCAGCGAAGACGGCUCCACAUCAAGAGCGUCAUUCUUGGAUACAUUACACAAACGAGUGGACGUAUGGGUGUUACGGCUAUGCUUCCUCAAGGGUACGCGGAACCUUCGCUGAGUGAAUUGUAUAACCCGAAGAGGUCGAGCUUCAAGGAUACCAAGGACAUUGUACUGCAUUUCUGGUUACGUCUUGCGACAUUGGUCAAGAUCAACAAUGAAGAGCUAUAUGCCAAUCGACAACAAACUCGCGAUAUCAUCAAGACUGGAAAGUAUAGGGAAUUGCUACAGCGCAUCAAGCCUUCAUUAGUGCAAUGGCGAAGGGAGUUUGAAGCUUACAGAAACAUUCCCAUCCUCCUCCGUCAUGUCCUUAUAAUUGAGUAUGAACACACUCGCGUAAUCCUCCACCAACUAGCCCUUCAAGCUGUUGUAGAGAGAUGCGCAAACAACAACACCGGAGCUGCUGGCAAAAUCAUUCCACCCAACGUCCUCGAUCAAUGGUUCGGCAGCGACAGACAGCAUGUCGAUGAAGUAAUGCAAGCAUGUCGUAACGUCCUCCGCGUCGUGGUCGAUGGCCUAGCACCAGGCGGAUACCUCAAACACGCACCCGUGCGCACAUUCUUCCGCAUUGUGUCUGUGACAUUGGUGCUCGUCAAGACCUUUGCAUUCGGCGCCUUCGAAAACGAAAUGGCACUAUCCCUAAACCUCAUGGAUCGCACAGUAGAAGUGAUGCGUAACUGCGUCGUCGACGACGUACACCUCAGCAACCGCUUCUCCAACUUCCUAGAAGUGAUAACAAACCGCCUCCGCCCCAUGAUCAUACGCAUGUCCAGAACCAACGGCUCUACCUCGAAUCAUGCGGUUUCUAGGGUUUCGUCCAGACCAGCUAGUCCUGGACAAGGUCAGCAAAACAGGACUACGGAACAUAUGCCUGCUUAUCCCUUAAACCCUUACGAUAAUAGCACAGGUGGUAAUGGGAAUGGGAAUGGUGGUAGAGAGGGUGAACAGCAGCAACAGCAUAAUAACCCAGCUCUAUACGGCAUCAGCACCCAAUCCUACGAUCUCACCGACAACCCUGGAAACUUUUCAAUCAUGCCGCCGCCGGGCUAUCCGCCUGGAAACACUUCUACAACCCAACCUUCCCCAUCUAUGCAUCAUGCUUCUCUGCAUCAGCAAAACAUCGGAUCUGAUGAUUAUGGGUAUAAUGCGUUUGGCGAGGGCUUUGGCGCUGAUGAUGGGAGUUACGAUUGGCUGGCUUUGCCGCUGGAUCCUAUCUUACAGGCUGGAGGGGGAGAUGUCACGGCCAAUUGUUUCGGGCCGGGGAUUGGUGAGUUUGAUAUGUUGGAGGUUUUGCUGGGCGGUGGUGGGCAAGGGCAAGGGCAAGGACAAGGAAAUGGACAUCAAGGGCAGCAUUAG